AUGGCCCGGCUUCCGCGCGAGGUCCGCGCCAUCCGCCGCCGCCUCGACAAGCACGAGCAAGCCUCCGCAGACACCUCGGCAGCUCUGGUCGCGAUGCAAGGUGAGAUGUCUCGCAUGACUCAGAUGUUAGCCGCGUUGUUUACCACCCUGCCAUACGCUGGUGCCGCCGCGAUUGCACCCUCCUCCCUCCCCAGUCUCGCCGCUAACCAAACCUCUACCCAAAGCCACCUCCUUUCCACGCCACCACCGCUGUCUCACGUUUCCCUGUCGCCGAUCUUAGAGGUUACCACGCCGGCACCAACCCCGGUCACUACCCUCCCAACACCUCCCCAAUUCGGCGCCUUGACGCCGGAGAACCUGCCUCACCCAACCUAUCCACCUAAAGUUACCACCUUUGCUCCACCCACGACGCCGGUGUACACCUACACUGCGCCGCUCGUCACCACUACCACCGUCAACACCACACCACCUCCGAUCCAGCACAUCCAUCAAGUGUCGAACCCAAAUACAAAUCCACAUAUGUACCAACAUCUACCACCCUCCUCCAUCCCCAACACCAGCCAACAACCAUACUUCCCACACCAAUACCACCCUCCUUUCAACCAACCACAACACCUACCACCACCUCAGACCCCAUACAUACAGCCACAACCUCCUCAACGAUUCCCAACCCAACCACAGAACCAGCCCAACUAUGAGGUGCACCUGCGUACUCCACAUGUCGAAUUGCCUAUUUUCUUAGGUGAAUCCCCAAGGUCCUGGCUGCUUGAAUGCGAAGACAUUCUGGAUCUGGUCAACAUCCCAGCAGAGCACAGGGUGAAAUGGGGUUUGGCUCAUAUCAGGGGACAAGCAAAGACAUGGAUAAGUACUUCUGGCCUGAACCUGCAGACGCUAUCCUGGGAGCAGCUCAGUCAAGUUCUUAUCGACCGUUUUCCUGAUUCAGUUCCAAAUGACCCAAUGGAUCAAUUGCAACUUCUGAAGCAAGCGACUUCGAUCAAUUCCUAUAUUGACACAUAUGAAACAUGGAUGACUCAGAUGAAGAGGGAAAGACCUUACCUUCCUCAGGACUUCUUUGUGGACCGUUUCAUCAGUGGUCUCAAGGAGAAUAUCAAGCACAAUGUACACUGCCAGAAGCCUGAAUCCUUGCUGUCAGCAUACUGGUAUGCUCGGCAAUACGAAAAAGCAUCUUUGUCAGCAAUGAGACGUGUUGUUCCUGUCCUUCCUGCUGGUCGUCUUCAACAACCACAGAACAAUAGGCAAUACCCUCCUAGAGAAAACAGAAAUAGAGCUCCCAACGAACGACCCAGAGAGCCACGCAAAUGUUGGUACUGCCACGGACAAGCUGGUUCAUGGGGCACGAGAUGUCAACCAAUGCAAAGAGCUCUAAAUGCAAUUGAAAUGCGGGGCAAUGAGGAUGAUCUUGAUGAUCAAGCAGCUCCACAACCUAUGAUUCCACCGAUCCAUGAUUCUGCAAUUUUCCUUCUCCUCCAAGUCAACAAAGCUCGGGCUAUAGCUCAGCGGACAUCUGGCGGCACAAAUACCUUUAUGGAUUUGACUUUUGCUCAAGCUCACAAUAUUCCUCUCACCAAGGUCAAACACAGAAGUGUCAAAGUUGCUGGUGGAGGUACUCUGUCUUCUACUGGUAUGGCAUAUAAUUGCCCUUUCUCCAUCCAGGGACACAAAUUCACCACUAAUUUCAGAAUUCUGGAGUUACAAGGUUCUGACAUCAUUCUAGGAGUGAAUUGGUUCAAAGAACACAACCCAGUGACAUUUGAUUUCAUUGGCCAUGAAUGCAACAAAUUGAUUGCUCAAGGAGCCUCUGGUUAUCUACUUGUGCAUACAGACCAGGGUGAUGAGCAGAAUACACCACAUUCCCCUGCAACCCCUUAUUCUGCCAUUACCACUCUGCUCAACACAUUUGAGGACAUUUUUCAGAAACCUAUGGGCUUACCUCUAGUCAGAGACAUUGACCAUCAAAUCCCCCUUACACAGGAUGCUAAACCUCCUAAUAUCAGGCCUUACAGGAUGUCCCAUAGCCAGAAAACUGCAGUGGAACAGCUCAUCAGGGAAAUGCUUCACAAUAGGGAGAUUAGACCCAGCAAAAGUCCUUACUCCUCACAUGUACUGCUAGUCAGGAAAAAGGACAAAUCUUGGAGACUGUGUGUGGAUUUUCGAGCUCUCAAUGAACAAACCAUCAAGAACAAGUUUCCCAUACCUGUCAUUGAGGACUUAUUGGAUGAAUUACAUGGGGCAAUGUUUUUCUCUAAGUUUGACUUGAGAUCAGGGUAUCACCAAAUCAGAAUGAAUGAAAGUGACAUCCACAAGACUGGGUUUUCCACACAUCAAGGACACUAUGAAUAUUUGGUCAUGCCUUUUGGUCUGUGCAAUGCCCCAGCCACUUUCCAAGAGCUGAUGAACACUAUCUUCUCAAAGCACCUCAGGAAGUUUGUCCUGGUAUUCUUUGAUGAUAUUUUGGUAUACAGCAAAACCUUGGCAGAGCACACAAGUCACUUACAGAUUGUCCUACAAAUACUCAGACAGCACAACCUCAAAGCAAAACUAUCCAAGUGUCAAUUUGCCCAGCCACAAAUAGAAUACCUGGGCCACAUCAUAUCUGGUGAGGGAGUGGCAACUGAUCCAGCUAAAAUACAGGAUAUAAUACAAUGGCCAACCCCAACAUCAAUCAAGCAACUUAGAGGUUUUCUAGGAUUAACUGGCUAUUACAGGAGGUUUAUUCCCAACUAUGCACAAAUCUGCCGACCACUCCAUGCCGAUCUGAAGAAGAAUGCAUAUCAGUGGGAGGCUCCACAACAAGCUGCUUUUGACAAACUAAAGCAAGUGAUGUCCCAACCUCCUCUCCUGGCCCUCCCAAAUUUCUCCCUACCCUUCACUCUGGAAACAGAUGCUUCUGAUACAGGCCUGGGAGCAGUUCUCAUGCAAUAG
Molecule: messenger RNA, 2943 nt
Organism: Lolium perenne
Lineage: Eukaryota; Viridiplantae; Streptophyta; Magnoliopsida; Poales; Poaceae
Source: RefSeq, a predicted model, not a curated record